ACAAUUGUGCGUCAUCCGAAAGCGCCGGUGGCCCGGACGGUCGCGCGGCCCGUGUCGCGCGAAAUCUUCGCUCGGCGGUGCUGUCUCACCGGUGAGGCCGUGAAGCCGGCGAGUCCCACACUCUGUCCUCUCGGCCUCCCGCCACAAUGGAAUACCUCAUCGGCAUCCAGGGCCCCGAUUAUGUCCUUGUCGCCUCCGACCAGGUGGCCGCUAGCAGUAUUGUCCAGAUGAAGGACGAUCAUGACAAGAUGUUUAAGAUGAGUGAAAAAAUCUUACUCCUAUGUGUUGGAGAGGCUGGAGACACUGUACAGUUUGCAGAAUAUAUUCAGAAAAAUGUGCAACUUUAUAAGAUGAGAAAUGGUUAUGAAUUGUCUCCCACAGCAGCAGCUAAUUUCACACGCCGAAACCUGGCUGAUUGUCUUCGGAGUCGGACCCCGUAUCAUGUCAACCUCCUCCUGGCUGGCUAUGAUGAGCAUGAGGGUCCAGCGCUCUACUACAUGGACUACCUGGCAGCCUUGGCCAAGGCCCCUUUUGCAGCCCAUGGCUAUGGUGCCUUCCUGACUCUCAGUAUCCUGGACCGAUACUAUACACCAACUAUCUCUCGUGAGAGGGCAGUGGAGCUUCUUAGGAAAUGUCUAGAGGAGCUCCAGAAACGCUUCAUCCUGAAUCUGCCAACCUUCAGUGUUCGAAUCAUUGACAAAAAUGGCAUCCAUGACCUGGACAACAUUUCCUUCCCUAAACAGGGCUCCUAACCUUAUGCCGACCCUUCCACUUGCCAGGGAACUUUUUUGACGGGCUCCUUCAUCUUUUUCUACGCUUUUGACGCAUUCUUGACAGAUGGUUAAUUCAGAAUAAAGCUGAAUCUGGAUAAAUUGAGCUCUCUGGUUUGAGUCUCAGUUUACCUAAUAUCACCUCAGGACAGAAAUGUCAAGAGAGGAUUAUCUGCUUUGGACUUUUUGCCAAGACUUUUUCCUUCUGCCCCUUUCCCUUCAUUAAUGCUCUAAUUGCCCUUUAGCAGCUGACAGCCCCACAUUUGUUUCACUGCCCGGCUUCCUUCCCGUCUGGCUUUUCAUGUAUCUUUGCUUGCUAAUGUCUCAUUCCUCUAAAGCAGUGGUUCUUUUUGCCCCUAAGCUCAACAUUUUAAAAAUUAAUUAAUUUGAGUAGGUGAUACAAACCGUAAAAAAUGCAAAUGAUACAAAGUAAAAUAUUACAUAGUAAAGAAAUUUACAAAGUAAAAGAAAUUACAAGGUAGUUACACAGUAAAAAAUACUUCCCCUUUCCCUGUAAUUUGAUCACCUGCUUCCCUUCCCAGGGGAAACUUAAGCUACUAAUUUCUUAUCUAUCCUUUAAGAUCUAAGUUGUUCCUAUAUGAAGCAUGCAGACGCAUGCACGCACACACACACAUAUCCCCUCUUAAAAAUAUUUUUUUAAAUGUUCGUAUUGUUUUUCUCAUUUAACACUAUACUGGAGAUUAUGCUAUAUCAGUGUGUGUGUAUAUAUAUAUAUAUAUAUAGCUACCUUAUUCUUGUUGACAGAUGUGUACUAUUCUAUUAAAUUGAUGUACUAUAGGCAGUUAACCAGA
This is a messenger RNA of Zalophus californianus (California sea lion), 1582 nucleotides long. RefSeq names its product proteasome 20S subunit beta 2 (gene PSMB2). Lineage: Eukaryota; Metazoa; Chordata; Mammalia; Carnivora; Otariidae. Gene Ontology annotation, molecular function: peptidase activity. Bases 147 to 752 code for a protein of 201 amino acids. Gene Ontology annotation, cellular component: proteasome core complex, beta-subunit complex; proteasome core complex; nucleus. The record is from RefSeq and is a predicted model, not a curated record. The transcript has 6 exons. Gene Ontology annotation, biological process: proteasomal protein catabolic process.